Linum tenue is the source of this 3619-nucleotide messenger RNA. NCBI's taxonomy places the organism in Eukaryota, Viridiplantae, Streptophyta, Magnoliopsida, Malpighiales, Linaceae. The record is from the annotation of a GenBank genome assembly.
CGUACUGGAAUUCUGCAAGUCUCCAUGGUGAAAGUAGAGCAUCGAGUUUCGCCAAUACAAGUCUGCAGCUAUUGAUAAGUGCGACUGAACUAGAAUAAGACUUGUCCAACUCAUAAGCCAUGAGGUUUUCGUCUUUGCAUAUGGCCAAAUUCUCCCGUUCGCUCUGUUCUUCUUCCUCUCAAAAUCAUUGGUCUCCUCAAAAUCUAUUCAAACAAGGGUUCACUCCCACUCUCCAAUCCAUCAAUCAAUUCCUUUACUUUCUGUUGAGUAGUCACAGGUUCGACUUAAUCGCCCACUUCGUCUAUCAAAUGAGCCGGAACCGAGUCCAGGGCAACUCCCAAACUCAUUCGAUUUCGGCUUGGGCUCUCCUCAAACUCAACAUGUUUGAAGAGGCAGAGCGUUUCAUCAAGACCCACAUGCCAAAGUCUUCAACUUUCUCCAAAUAUCCCAUUUGGGAUUGUCUGAUUCUGGGGUUUAGUAUCCAUGGGAAGGACCCGGACAGGGCCUUCACACUGCUGCAAGAUUCUUUGAUGGAUUACGGUGUGUUGCCCGCUUAUUCUACUUUCCGUUCAUUGAUUCAUAGUCUUAGUUCUCAGGGAAAGAUCACUAGAGCCUUAGAGGUGUUGGAGUUGAUGAAUGAUGACCGUGUGAAUUACCCUUAUGACAAUUUUGUUUGUAGUUCAGUCAUUUCUGGGUUUUGUAAGAUAGGGAAGCCGGAACUUGCCAUUGAGUUCUUCCAUAAUUCACUGACUGUUAAAGCUUUGAAGCCCAAUCUGGUUACAUACACUGCACUUGUUACUGCGCUUUGUGACUUAGGUAGAGUAAAUGAGGUAUCUGAAUUGGUUUGUAGGAUGAGGGAGGAAGGAUUGGUAUUGGAUGUAGUUUUCUAUAGUAACUGGAUAUCUGGGUGCCUCCGUGAAGGUAUGUUAAAGGAUGCGCUUCAGAAACAUCAUGAUAUGGUUAAAGAAGGAAUUCUGUCUGAUGCAGUUAGCUAUACUAUGCUCAUAGAUGGUCUAUCUAAACAGGGGAGUGUCGAAAAAACAGUAGGAUUUCUCCACAAGAUGGUAUACACUAAACUCAAACCUGGUCUGGUUACUUAUAGUGCAAUCAUGUUGGGAUUUUGCAGGAAGGGGAAAGUUGUGGAAGCCUUUACUGUAUUUGAGUUGGUUAAGAAUCUGGGGAUUGAACUGGAUGAAUUCGUUUAUGGGAUUUUGGUUGAUGGAUUCUGUAGACAAGGAAAUUUUAAGCUUGUUUCUGAACUGCUCAAUGAAAUGGAAACCACUGGUAUACGUCCAAGUAUUAUCACCUACAAUACAUUGAUCAAUGGCUUAUGCAAUGCUGGAAGAACCUCAGAUGCUGAUGAACUAUCAAAAGGUAUAUUGGGAGACAUUGUGACCUACAGCACAUUGUUACAAGGGUAUGUUGAAGAAGAUAAUGUAGUACGGAUUUUAGAUACCAUACAGAGAUCAAAAGAUGCUGGAAUUAGCUUGGAUAUGAUGAUGUGUAACAUACUACUCAAAGCACAUUUUAUGGUGGGUGCAAUUGAUGAAGCAUAUGCUCUUUAUAAAGGAAUGCAAAGAAUGGGUUUGGUUGCAGAUUCUGUUACUUACUGUACAAUGAUUGAUGGGUAUUUUAAAGUAGAUCGAAUUGAUGAAGCACUUGAGACAUUUGACGAAUUUAGAAAAGGUCCAAUUUCUUCAGUCGCCUGUUACAAUUGUCUGAUUAGUUGGCUAUGCAAGAAGAACUUGGUUGAGAUGGCAAUGGACGCAUUUUUGGAACUCAUUGAGAAAAGCUCGACUCUGGAUGCAGCAUUGACUAAAAAUGGUGGAGUUUUGGCUGCCUAUGAACUGAUCAUGGGACCUAAUGAUAAUGUACAAGGUAUGGAUGUGGUUGAUUAUUCACUAGUUGUUGAUGGCCUUAUCAAGGAAGGGCACCAUAUUAAGGCCUUGGAUAUCUGUGAUAUUGCUGAAAAAAGAAUGAAUUUGCAUCCUUCUGAAGUGACAUAUUCAACACUCAUUGACAAUCUGUGUAGAGAAGGAUAUUUGAUGGAUGCCAAACAGUUAGUUGACAAGAUGGUUGUCAAUGGCUACAGAAUCAGUACUCAUGUCUAUAAUUCACUUGUUAACUGUUAUUGCAAGACUGGUCAGAUUGGGGAAGCCUUGAAGAUUUUGAGUAACAUGGAUACAGAACGGCUUAAACCCGAUGAAUUUACCGUUAGUGUUGUGAUUAAUGGUUAUUGUCAGAGUGGGAACAUGGAGCAGGCUCUUGGGUUUUUUUCUGAGUGUCAGUCAAAAGGUACAUCGCCUGAUUUCUUAGGCUAUCUGCUUUUGAUAAGGGGUCUAUGUACCAAGGGGAGGAUGGAAGAGGCCAGAAGCAUCUUAAGAGAGAUGCUGAAGUCACAAUCUGUACUGCAGUUGUUGAGCAGUGUCGAUAAUUUGUCUCAAACAGAAUCGGUGGACGGUUUUCUUGCAUCCUUGUGUGACCAGGGAAGUAUCAAAGAAGCGGUUAUGAUUUUUCUUGAAGCCAAAUCCGAUAUUGGGGAUGCUUUGUGGACAGUUUGUACUGACAUUGAAAUCCAUGAGGACAACACGAAUAUCGGAAAGCAUUCUAUGCAGUGGAAGGUGCACUGCACUAAAGGUGAAUUGAAGAACGUGCAGUAAUUAAAAUGGGAGCACCUCUACUUAUUUGAAGAUCUUGGAGGUCGUUUGGAUCAUGGAUUUGGAUCACAAAUCUAACCCUAGUGAGAAUUGACCAAAUCCGUGAACCCCAGGUAUUUGGAAUCCCACAUAAUUUGGUGAGAUUUGAGAGAAGGGACCAAAUCCUUGAUGCUAAAUAAACCAAUCCUUUCAUAAAUCUGACAUUCAUACAUCAAUUUUCUCAAAUCCCAAAUGAAACCAAAUCCAUCAUCAAUCCUUAGAUUCAUGGAAACAGGACAGCUAAGUCUCAGGUCAUAUGCACUGCUCUGCAAUUCUGGAGAUGUAAAUUAACUGUACUGCAGCAUACCCAGCCACGAAGGAUGCUGUAAAAACUUCAAGCCCUUUUGCCAUGAGAUUGUGAGGUUUACGUAAAGCUACGUGCAGCAAAAGAUUUUGGUUGUUGCAGUUGACAUAAUUCAUACCCCCGUAUCAACUGAAUAGGGUUCAAGUGCAAGAAAACAAGUUCCUUCGCGAAGGCAUAUUUGCAUCAAGGUGCAUGGAGCUCUGGAAGGAUUGUACUCAUUAUACUGGAGCCAUGUCAAACUCCGCCAAGAAAAAGAAACAAUAAACUUGGAAGUGGCCAGGAAUCUGAGGAAUAGCGCAUGGAGAUUGGAGAAUACUUGUCAGUCAGAAGCUGAGAGUUAUGGUCACUGUUACAGUGCAGGAAGAAUGGCUUCUGCAGCUUCCUUACGACAGCACUGAUGAGUUGAGGGACUGCUCUUGAUUCUCUUCGUCAUCUGUAUGCCUCCUCCUUUGCACUAUGCUUUCUUCUCCUGUCUGUUUAUUUUCUUGAACAGCCAUAUCUUCAAUGGAAUAAAGUUGCCCAAAUUAACUUCAUUGAUUGAUGUUAACUGUCUUCAAUUCUCCCGUGAACGAUGUGAUUGAUAAAGAUAAUCUAUUGAAUAUUGAUCACCAUAGAGAGU